AUGCUGACCGAUUCGAGAGGGGCGGCAAUGGUGGACAAGGCAUUAUCGAUACUGUCGGUGCUAUCGAGCAACGCUGAAGCGAAAGCGGCGAUCGUGAAGGUGAGCACGAUCCCGGUGCUGAUCGAUCUGUUGAGGACCGGGCAGCCGAGGGGGAAGGAGAACGCGGCGGCGAUAUUCCGUACACAGAUUUUGAUUGCAAACAGUAAAGAGCCUAAUAGAAAAGUUUGA
Molecule: messenger RNA, 228 nt
Organism: Linum tenue
Lineage: Eukaryota; Viridiplantae; Streptophyta; Magnoliopsida; Malpighiales; Linaceae
Source: the annotation of a GenBank genome assembly